Molecule: messenger RNA, 1581 nt
Organism: Hippoglossus stenolepis (Pacific halibut)
Lineage: Eukaryota; Metazoa; Chordata; Actinopteri; Pleuronectiformes; Pleuronectidae
Gene: ugt5g1
Product: UDP glucuronosyltransferase 5 family, polypeptide G1
Exons: 1
Coding region: 1-1581 (526 amino acids)
Molecular function (GO): UDP-glycosyltransferase activity
Source: RefSeq, a predicted model, not a curated record
AUGUCCGGCACAAUCCCAAUAUUCCUGUCAUGGCUCUGCCUCCUGCUGCUAAAUCCCAUCACUGGCAGCAGGAUUCUGGUAUUACCCGUUGAUGGCAGCCACUGGAUCAACAUGGAGGUGAUCCUCCAAGAGCUGCACUCCAGAGGCCACAACAUCACCGUGCUGCGCUCCGCCAAGAGCUGGUUCAUUCCCAGUAACUCUUCUAUUUAUACAUCUAUUGACGUGAUUAUGAUAGAGGACGAGUCAGACAAGGACUUUGCAAAUAAAAUGCUACAAGAUGUCAUGGAAUGCCGCAGGUCGCAAAGUUUUAUACGGACCUUAUACCAGCAGAAAUUGCUCACUUCUAUGUUGGCAACUGGCCAUAAGUUCCUUGCCAGAGCAGCUGCUUUAAUGUUGGAUGACCCUGUUUUCAUUAAGAAGCUGCAGGAUGCCGAGUUUGACUUGAUGUUGACGGACCCUGCUCUGCCUUUAGGAGUUCUUCUGGGUAGUUACCUCAAGCUACCGAUGGUUUUCAAUGUGCGCUGGAUCAAUAGCGGGGAGGGUCACCUCAUCCUGGCUCCCUCUCCUGUCUCCUACGUGCCUGUGUCAGGAAGUGAACUCCAUGAUAAGAUGGACUUUCAGGAAAGGACCAAGAAUAUGUUGCAUUAUCUCUACAGUGUUGUUGAACAGCACUUCAUUAUUAACCCUCACUACUCCGAUCUGUUCCAGCGGCACUUCCCCCCUGGGACUGACUUGCUGUCGUUGCAGCGUGCCGCUGAUAUCUGGCUGUUGAGGGCGGAUUUUGUCUUCGAGUUCCCUCGACCCACGAUGCCCAAUGUGGUCUACAUAGGUGGGUUCCAGUGCAAAAAGGCCAGACCCCUCUCUGCAGAGCUGGAGGCCUUCAUGCAGAGUUCUGGAGAGCACGGAGUGGUGGUUAUGUCACUAGGCUCCUAUGUGUCAGUCCUGCCUCGCGAAGUCACUGAGGCCAUAGCUGCUGCUUUUGCUCAACUCCCGCAGAAGGUGGUGUGGAAGUUCGCGGGAGAAAAGCCGUCAUCGCUGGGCAACAACACCCGGCUAAUGAAGUGGCUGCCUCAGAAAGAUCUCCUGGGACACCCCAAGACUCGUGCCUUUGUGGCCCACGGAGGCACCAACGGCAUGUAUGAGGCCAUCUGCCACGGUGUUCCUGUCGUGGGCCUGCCGCUCCUCUUUGACCAGUUCGACAACCUACUCCGGCUGAGGGUGCGCGGGGCAGCGCGGGUGGUGGAGGUCAAUUCACUCACCAAAGAAAACUUCCUCGAGGCUCUAAAGGACGUCCUGGAGACCCCCACGUACCUAAACAGAAUCCAGCAUCUCUCCCUGCUACACCACGACCGGCCAGUGUCUCCAAUGGACACCGCCAUCUUUUGGAUUGAGUACGUCAUUAGGAACAAAGGAGCAGCCCAUCUGCAGCCGGCAGGUUUUAGUCUGCCCUGGUACUCCUACUUCUGCCUGGAUGUGGCUGUUUUCAUCAUGGCCGUCAUCGGAGCCCUCGUCUGGGCUACAGUCCUGUUCUUUAAGGUUCUCUGCUGCAGGAGGUUCAGGAGGAAGAUAAAAGGAGAGUGA